AUGGAGAGUAAACGUACUUCUACAAAGAAACAUAAGAAUCAAACCAACGAUCACAAAUCAAAGACUCAUUCACCGCCCUCUUCACCAUAUCGAUCAAAGAAGAGAUUGCGUACUGUAUUACCUGCAUUCAAAAGAACAUGGAUACGUACUCUAAAUUCGUCUGUAAAUUGUCUUGCGGUAGGUGCACCAUCGGAUGAUACACAAAUGGACAAGAAAAGUUUGAUGGUGUCAGUCGCUGUAGGUACUGAAUCAGGAAAAGUGAUUAUUUUUAACGAAGGGAAGGAAGAUGUCGUAAUAGAGACUAAAGGUGGAUCCAUCCAAUCGAUGUUGUUAUUCGACGUAACUCGGUUUGGUUCGACCGACCUCAUAGUAGGCGAUUCGCAUGGAACAGUAACUAUAUUCGAGAAGAAGCAAAUGCUCAGCAAAAGGAACUUGGGGGCCGCUGUUAGAUGCUUGGAGAUUUUCCAAGACGCCGUGGGCGGAUAUGAAAUAGUGGCUGGGGAUGCAUCGGGAGUAAUCUCCGCUUUUACCGCUUACAAGCAUAUGUGGCGAAUAAAACUAACCGACGAGACUGAUAUUUUACAACAGACAGCGGGAGUUAUGAAGGAUACCUGCGAUCCUCGAAUUCGUUGCAUGUUAUUUGUUUCUCUAUUGGAUCAUUUUAAUGUGGAAACAGAUUAUUUACUUGCAUGCGACAGAAGUCCAUAUGUACAUUUCAUACAAGGAGGACAGAGAGUUCUAAGCAUCGAGGUUCCUUAUACUAUAAACUCGAUGUGUACAGGGUAUUUUAGAAGGGACUAUCGCACGUUACUGUUUUAUGACCCACGCGUUCGACAGGUCAUUCUUGGAGGGGAGAAUGGAUAUAUUUAUUUACUGGAACGCUAUCAGGUCACUACGCUGCUCAAGAUCGAUUAUCCUGUUUUGAAUGUGGCACGGUUUCGUCCGAACAGACUAGAUAGUGCUGAAACUGAUUACUUGCUUUGCACUGGGCACUUUAACGAAGUCCGAAUAUAUAAAGACGGACAGUUCAUCCAGGGAAUCACAACGGAGGAUUGGAUAUAUACGUUGGCUGUUGCAGAUGUGGACGAAGAUGAUCAAGAUGAAUUGGUUAUUGGAAUGAUGAACAAUUGUGUAGAAAUAUACAAAUAUGAUUACGUUGCUUAG
Molecule: messenger RNA, 1164 nt
Organism: Paraglomus occultum
Lineage: Eukaryota; Fungi; Glomeromycota; Glomeromycetes; Paraglomerales; Paraglomeraceae
Source: the annotation of a GenBank genome assembly